CCGGGGCCCCCCCGGGGGCCCCCCGGGGGCCCCCCCCGGGGGCCCCGCUGGUGGGGUUUGAAGUGCCGGCCGAGGAGGCGGGGAAGAGCGCGGCAGCCGUGGGGGCCCUGAAGGCGGAGAAGUUUUUCUGGGAUCGACGAUCCCGAUCCCAGAGAGCGUGUGGGGUGUUGGAGCGGGGCCUGCGGGCCCUGGGGGAGUACUGCUGGGACCCCGGAGUUACCCUUUUGCUGCUGCAGGGGGGCCCCCCUGCUGCAGCAAAAGGAGAAAAGAAAGUUCUGGAGGCCCUCGGAGAAGUUGCGGAGAGUCUGGAGAGUCACCCGGACCACCGGGUGUACGUACACCUCAGCGCCCGAGUGGUCCACUGGUCACGCGCGCAGCUGGAGCUGCCGCGGCUGCACUCGCCGCUGGCUUUUGCUGCAGCAGGCAGCAGCAGCAGCAGCAGCAGGCGGGGCGAGCCUGCUGCUGCUGCGCUGCUGCAGCACGUGCUGCAGCUCGACGCGCAGCUAAAACUCCAAACAGCAAAACUCAGCGCUGGCCUUUCGCCCCAAGACAUUUAUUCUCCCCACUUCGACAAGCUCGUGGCCCUCGCCCUCACUGCCAGGCAGUACCCCCUCCCCAGAACUGCGGGGUAG
This is a messenger RNA of Eimeria necatrix, 632 nucleotides long. RefSeq lists its product as hypothetical. The transcript has a single exon. The record is from RefSeq and is a predicted model, not a curated record. NCBI's taxonomy places the organism in Eukaryota, Apicomplexa, Conoidasida, Eucoccidiorida, Eimeriidae. The annotation marks the transcript as partial.